This is a messenger RNA of Yamadazyma jaroonii, 798 nucleotides long. Lineage: Eukaryota; Fungi; Ascomycota; Pichiomycetes; Serinales; Debaryomycetaceae. The record is from the annotation of a GenBank genome assembly.
AUGGAUACCACUACCGUGAUAGACAAAUACACUCAGGAUAUAUCGAAUCUUCCCUUGGAGAUCAGAUAUAUCUUUGAGGAAUUGAAGACUAAAGAUCACCAAUUAUCUGAAGCCCGAAAAAGAUAUCAAUCAAAGGAUAAUCAGUUACAUAAAUUCAUCAAGCAAAAUGGAACCAAUGCCAAACAUCCUAAAGAACAGCAGUUAUACAUCAAGAUAGAAGAAGAUAUGAAAUUGGUGGAGAAAAUACAACGAGAAAAGAUUUUAUUGGCCAAUACAGCGUUAUUUUUGAUCUCCAAACAUCUCUUCAACUUUGAAACAGAUAUCACAAAACUAGAGAGAGACGACCUUUUACCACCAAUAGAGAAUAUUUACGACAUAGAUGGAGGUGCUUCUGAUUAUGGUGGUAUUAAUGGAAACUCAGAAAGCAUUUCAGUGACACCCACACCAAGACCAGGAUCUUCUACUCCAGUAUCAGAAUCACUUAUACUGAGAAAAGUUCAAAAGAGAAAGACAAUGAUAAAGAGACACAAAAGACCCAGAUCUGACGAUGAUGAUGAUUCUCAAGCUGAAGGUAAACAUGACGGACCAGAUGGAGAUGAUGCGGAUACACAAUUAUACUGCUUCUGCCAAAGGGUAUCGUUCGGAGAAAUGAUUGCUUGUGAUAAUGAUGAUUGUAGAUUUGAAUGGUUCCAUUGGCAAUGUGUGGGUAUCACAUCCACACCCAAGGAUAAUGAGGUUUGGUACUGUCCAGAUUGUGCUCCAAGAAUGGAGAAACGUAAAAAGAAGAAGAAGUUCUAA